AUGGCCUCAAGUGGUUUCUCAGCACUAUUGCCUGUUGCAUUUACAGGAGAUAAUUAUGAUUUUUGGGCUACUAAAAUGAAGGCAUACUUGAAUGCUUAUAGCUUGUGGGAGAUAAGUGAAACAGGAACAGAACCUCCACCAUUGAGAGCUAAUCCAACCAUUCCUCAGUUGAAACAGCAUGGUGAGGAGGUAGCAAAAAAGUUUAAAGCUUUGUCUUGCAUUCAAUCCGCCGUAUCUGAUGCAAUCUUCACCAGAAUCAUCACAUGCGAGACAGCAAAGGAGGCCUGGGAUCGGUUGCAAGAGGAGUUUAGGGGAAAUGCAAGAACAAGACAAAUGAAAGUGCUCAACCUAAGAAGAGAGUUUGAGAGUCUGAAGAUGAAGGAGACUGAAUCUGUCAAAGAUUAUUCUGACAGAUUAAUGAAGGUUGUGAAUCAAAUAAGACUCUCGGGAGAUGAGUUAAGUGACAAGAGAAUUGUGGAAAAGGUUCUUAUCAUCUUGCCUGAGAAGUUCGAAGCUAAAAUCUCAUCACUAGAGGACUCAAGGGAUCUGUCUUCAACGUCUGUGGCUGAAUUGGUUAAUGCAUUGCAAGCCACUGAACAAAGAUGUCUGAUGAGGCAAGAGGAACAGGUAGAAGGAGCCUUAUUUGUUAAAGGAAAAUUUAAGGCACAAACCAGUUAUGGUGUGAAGCAAAACCAGCCUGGAAGAAGGAGACCUGGAUGUUUGGAAGAUAAAUUGUCAAAUUAG
Molecule: messenger RNA, 744 nt
Organism: Olea europaea var. sylvestris
Lineage: Eukaryota; Viridiplantae; Streptophyta; Magnoliopsida; Lamiales; Oleaceae
Exons: 1
Coding region: 1-744 (247 amino acids)
Source: RefSeq, a predicted model, not a curated record